Molecule: messenger RNA, 2355 nt
Organism: Cladophialophora carrionii CBS 160.54
Lineage: Eukaryota; Fungi; Ascomycota; Eurotiomycetes; Chaetothyriales; Herpotrichiellaceae
Exons: 1
Coding region: 1-2355 (784 amino acids)
Biological process (GO): DNA-templated transcription; positive regulation of transcription from RNA polymerase II promoter by galactose
Cellular component (GO): nucleus
Molecular function (GO): DNA-binding transcription factor activity, RNA polymerase II-specific; RNA polymerase II cis-regulatory region sequence-specific DNA binding; zinc ion binding
Source: RefSeq, a predicted model, not a curated record
AUGGUCGCCGGACCCGGAGUCGGAGACCUGCCGUCGACAUCUCCGCUUCUGCAAGAUCAGCACGAAGAUGCGGUCAGUGAUGAGAGACCCACCAAGAGGCAGAAAGUGGCCGCCGCCUGCGAUCAGUGCAGGGAAAAGAAGAUCAAAUGCGAUGGCUUGAAGCCGCGGUGCAGUCCUUGUCAGAAACGAGCUGGCGCAAACGCGCAUUGCGAGUGGGGCGUGAGGAAGAAGCGCAGCACUGGAGCCUCCAAGCUGGAGAUUGUACGCCUGCAGUCUCGGAUCGAUGAGCUGGAGAGAGUCCAUCGAAGGAAGUCGGAGCCCGAGAGCACAGAUCAGCCGAGUCCAUCUACCCCUCGAUCAGCCUCGGAUGCGAACCAUCACUCCAGCGCAAACGCAAUAUUGGGCCUGAUAGAAGAAGGCGGCCACGGCGAAGAGAGCGUAGUCGGCGACUCAAGUGCUGCGAGCUUUAUGAAUCGGAUCAAAGCCGUCCUCGACCAACAGUUGUCCCCCGGUUCGGCGCAGCAGCCCCGUUCUACCAGUUCUUCCGCAGUACCAACGGGCUUGCACCGCCAAAGACGGUUCCGAAACCCCGACUACGUCCUUCCGCCAAGGCAACAGGCAGACAAACUCCUCGAGGUCUACUGGCGACUGGUGGAUCCGUUAUACCCAUUCAUUGACAAGGAUGAUUUCAUGGGCAAGUAUCAGAGCCUCUGGGCGGGGACUCCGACGAUGGACGAUGAGGUAUGUUUCAUAUGCCUCUUGAACGCCACUUUCGCCGUGGCUUGCAUUCUCGACUCGUCGAUCCGUCCUCAAGAUCGAGUGAGCUCGGGCGAAGUCUACUUCAAGCGCGCUCAGGGAUACGUGGAUCUCGAGUUUCUCCAAUUUCAAUCUGUGCAUACGGUCCAAUGCCUCCUGCUUCUGGCCCAGUACUUGCAGAGCACCAGAGAGCCGCAACAGUGUUGGCUCUUUGUGGGCCUGGCGAUCCGCAUUGCGCAGAGUCUUGGUCUUGACUUGCCUUCCACCAGCGCCCGAGCACAUAAUGGCAGGCCGGAUGAUUUCCUCCGCAAAGUCUGGCAUGGUUGCGUGCUUAUGGAUCGCAUCCUAUCGAUGACAUUUGGCCGCCCGACCAUCAUCACUCCGCAAGCCGCAGCUUCGGUGCCUCGGCCACUUGCUCAUCCAGGCCUCGGUGAUUGUGAAUGCCAUAGGGACCUUGUCCAGUUCGACGCGUCUCCUUCAGAUCUCCAUUUCUUCCUCGAGACUCUACAACUGUACGAAAUCAUGAGCGAGACUCUUCUGGCGCUAUACAGUCCCACCGCUGGAGGACAUGGCUCCACGGCAGAUGAUAGCUAUACCCCCUAUUUCGGCGCCCUUGGUUCAAGAGCAGCAGGCACGGUGCUGGAAAUGGAUGCCAGAUACUCCACCUGGCAACGAGCUCUGCCUUUCCAUCUCCGGUUUGCCCGCGGGUCGGGUAUGCCACAGAAUCUGACUCACGCCCGUCAAGCAAGGGUGCUCUACCUCCGUUACUCCCACAUUCGGACCCUGCUCUUCAGGCCCGUUCUAUCCCGGUUUUGCAGCAUUUGCCACCACGACGACAACAUCGAAAGAGACUCGCUGGCCUAUAAACUGGCUCUACAAUGCUCGGUCAUGUGCGUACAGAGCGCUCUGGACACAGUCAACCUUUUCGGCAAAGUUCACUCCGAGGUCCGCGUAGAGCUCCUCGACGACAUACUGCCAGCGUGGUGGUAUUGCAUUCUCUACCUGUACACCGCGGCAACGGUCCUCGUGGCAGCGCGGCUCAACUCGACGAUCGAACGGGAAAUCGGUGGCGAGGACGUCAUCUUGAACGCCUCCCGGACGGUCACGGCAGCGUUGCACCGGUACGGCAGUUUCGGGAAACACACGAAGAGAUGCGCCGCGGCCAUUGAGCUCCUGUUUGACCAAAUACCCGGUCAGGUCACGCAGCAAGGAUCUCAAAAAUCGAGCGAACUCGACAACACAAGUGCUCCCAGUCUCGCGAAGGGUAUCAGCACAGACUUGCAGCCAGAUAGAACAGCAAGCGGCGGCCAGACGUGGACCUUUGCGGAUAAUGGCGCGGGCGCGGGCGCAGACGCAGGCAUUAAUAGUGACAAUGUCGGUUUCGGCCAAAGCACCAUCCUCCCCAACGAUGCUUCCGUUGAUUUUGCCACCAAUACCGGCGCAACAACAGCAAUAGCAACGGCGUCAGCAACAGCGCCGCCUUUGAUGAUGGAUGAAGCCUUUUUCGAGCCCUCGGAUCUGCGCUUCGAUUUCGAUCUCGGAGGAGACAUGUCCUGGUUGAGCAGCAUUCCGUUUGAGCUUUACAGCGAAGGUGGGUGA